This is a messenger RNA of Paraphaeosphaeria sporulosa, 1516 nucleotides long. RefSeq lists its product as uncharacterized. The record is from RefSeq and is a predicted model, not a curated record. The coding region runs from base 1 to 1455 and encodes 484 amino acids. The transcript has 2 exons. NCBI's taxonomy places the organism in Eukaryota, Fungi, Ascomycota, Dothideomycetes, Pleosporales, Didymosphaeriaceae.
AUGCAGCCUAGACAUAAUGAGAUAACCUCGGGACUGACGACGGACGAGUACAGCUCCCAGAGGUGUGGAAGCCUGCGCCUGCGUGCUCGUGACGGCGCGUUUGGAAACCGCGUCGGGGCGUCAUCGCGCUUUCUUAGUGUUCCCACCCCACCUCCACGCGAUGCCGUCGCUCAACCAUUUACAUCUUCAACAUUCGGGCUUGCCACCGCAAUCUCCUGCAACUAUGGUACUUCGAACACGAUGCCGCUCCAAACACCUUCACCGCACCGCUUCCUAGCGCCAGGCCCACCCGCAACCCAGAAACCAAAGCUGAAGCCGCGAUCUGGCCUUCGCAAUGUACAGACACCCAGACCAACAGCCCUGCACUCGCGGAGCACAUAUGAAGAUACGAAUGAGACAACGCGGGUAGUGCCGGCGAAGCGGUUCGUCCUGCCCCAGCCUUCGUCGCGCAACCCCCCAAACACUGGAGAGCGGAGGAGAGGAAGAGACCAACACGACGAAGCUUGGGCAGAUACCCCCAUUACACGGCGGCCAAAGCCACGGCUUAGCAAGGCGGAGAGCAUCGACUGUACGUCUCCGUCAUCUUCGGCCAACACAGCAGUCAACGUCCUGCCAAGUAUCGAGCAAUCGUCCAUUCUCGUAGAAGACAAAGGUCAGGAGGAUGAUACGGAUGAAGAGGAGAUUCUGUUCGUCAGGGAAGAGCGCAACAAGCGGCGACGUGUCUCGCCGGACCCUUCAACAUCUCCCAGCCACGCGCGUACGGAGCCCGCUACUCCACACCAACAGUCAUCGCCGCAAAUAGCCUCUCCCGUAUCUCAUCGCUUCAAAAUCGCUAGUUCUCGGCCCAACGUGGCUGAGCAAGCAUCGACGCCCGUGGUAGACCGCCCGACUCAUCCUCGACCGCACUUCAUCCUACCGCAACUAUCACCUUCUCCAACCAAAUCAGUGGUACCACUCCCGGAAACCUUCUCACCUAGUCGCAAACACGGAAAAUACGUACCAAAUGGUAUGGCCUCCACUUUACAGAGUUGGAUCCUUGAGACGGCGAACACGGGAUACAGCGCUAAUACAAAUGCAAGCGUGUCAUGGGGAAGAGAUAAGGAAGACGGUGUGAAGCUUAGGAUCGAAGUCCUUAGCGUCAUGGGCGGCCGAGGUAGUGGUGAGUCGGAAGUGGAGUGCUGGCCAGGCGGCGUCGUUUUUCUGCGCGGUGUCACUGAUGCGAGCCUGUCUCAUGCGGCAGGAACGCUAGGCUUCACACAACCUGAAGGCAAUUACAACGAACGCCCCGAAUUCAAGAUCAUGCUUGCAGGGCAAGGCGGUGCGCGAGGGAAGGGAUGCGUCCGGGUGCGCGAGGGCGGCUUCGUAGGCGUGAGGACUCCAAUUUGGGAUGUGCACGUCGGCCAAGGACAAGAGGAAGAGAGGUUGCUUGUUGGGGUGGAUUGGAUGGUUCUGUGAUGCCGAUAUUGAGAGAAGCCAUGGUCUCUGUGAAGAAAUAUGUCCUAGCCUGGUAUGAUAU